CACCUCCAUAAUGGAGGCUAUUUGAGUGUGAAAAACCAUAGGCCUACAGUUAGCCAUUGUUAGCAACUAGCUAGCGUUAUCUUAAUAACAUCUAUCAACCAAGGCCUGUCUCCAACGCGAAUUUAACACUGCCUGGGUCAAUAGAGAUGGAGAAUGGGAAGCAUGAUCUGUUGCUAGUCAAAGAGGAGAUAAGAGGACGGACCAGCGAACAUUGAUCUGCUGAAGAUGGAAGAGCAAGGUGGUUGGCUGGAGGCUAACAGAGGAGAGUGCGUGUCCAUCUUGGAUCCCAAGACCCAGAUGGGUGCAGCCAAGGGCCUAGGGGACGACAUCACAGAUCAGGCCAGGACCAGAGGUGACAUAGUGGAGUCUGCAGUCCAUGAAGACCUGCUGACCUGUAUUCGGUGUUGCUGGUGGGAGAGACUGGACCUCUGAGGUGGCUGGUCACAAACCCUGUCCCCGGAUCAGGACACUGGAUCAGGAGCCAUCUCUCUUCCUUCCCGAGUCGGACCUGGCACUGAACCACUAGGGACAGAGACUCCACCACCACACAGAUCACCGCCAGUGGACAGGUGGACUGAACAACCUCAGUCCUGGUGGUCAUCAGAGAGACAGAGGCUCCAGUCAUGGAUCCAGUCUGCAGCCCCAGACCCUUCUCUUCACAGUCUCAGAGCAGGCAUGAAGCAGGACCUGGGGCUGAUAGAGAGAGACGCUCCUGUUCCUAUGAUACAAACACCACAGUCAUCCUGGAUACAGGUCACCCUGGACUUCAGCCUUCACAGAGAGUGGUGGGAGACUCCACUGGUGGGAGUCUAUCAGGAAAUCUGUUUUCUCCUUCAGCGUCUCAUCUAAUGCCUCGUGACUGGGUUCAUAGAAGGUCUGGGCCUGGACCUGGGUCUAGCCUUCCUCAAUUAGAGUACCUCGUGGUUACCCCACCAAUACAGACAGUGCCAGGAUGGGCAUUCACAACAAAAGGUGAAGGACAUCUAACUGGAGGCCACAAGAGCUUUGUGAAGCCAGCAGGACACAAUACAUGGAGAGAUGACCAACCAAUCACCUUUGAUGAGGGGAGUGGAACCUCAACCCAGCAUGUUAUCAUGAUAGAGUCUGCAGAUACAGGUCCUGGGGUCAAGCUGGAGAGGUCUGAAGGAGAGGAGGACCCACGGCAAAGCAGAGACAUUCAGACUGAAAUGGCUGGAGUGCCCCCUGUAGCCAUGCAGGACCCCACGACAGCCCCAGUGCAGCCCAGAACUCGACACAGCAUCACGGAGGUCAGUGGAACGCUGAACACCGUCCUCAAGACAGAGACAGAUACCAAUACUUUAACUGUAACACACAGGCUGUUACACACAAGAUCUGACCACAGAUCAGACCCAGAGAGACUGGAGCCACUGGGCUGUCCUCCUGCUUCUGGCUCAGUGUAUUUACCGAUAUUUCGCCAGAGGACGGUUCAUUCCUUUGGGGAUGGUGACGCGUUAGACACUGGCGGUAAUGAUCCGUCUUGUUCUUACGCUUCAGAGAUGGACCCUGGCAACAUGCCCUUGGUUUUAGAGACACAGACUGAUCUGUCAAGAGGGGACUGGAACCGGCACAGUAGUAGUGGAUACUCUGAAGGGUGCCUAGAUAAGAAAGGGGAGGGUCUGGUCGUAGAUGAAGUGACUGUGAAAGUGGAGGGCGACGUUCCUCCCACAUGGAAUGCAGCUAAUCACCUAGGAGACGGACACUCACGGGGCAGAGAUUUCUUAGAUUACAGGAAAAGCUUAGAGACAAAUCCAGAUGUCAUUACCCACUCCCCUCUACACAUGCUCGGGGAUCGCGACCCAGUGUCCACGUCGAGGGGGCCUUCCGAUUCACAUGGCCAUGUCCUUUUCGAUCAGGCUCAGGGAGGGGGAGCCACAUCAGGCAACAGUAAAGAGAAACGGUUCCUCUGCAUGUUCUGUAACAAAGGAUUCAGCUGCCUCCAGAAGGUGGAGAUCCACCAGAGGGUCCACACAGGGGAGAAACCCUUUAGUUGUACUCAGUGUCAUAUGCGCUUCACCCAGGCUGGCCACCUGAAGAGACACCAGAUGGUCCACACAGGGGAAAAACCCUACAGCUGUACCCAGUGUCACAUGCGUUUCGCCCAGGCUGGUGACCUGAAGAGGCACCGGAGGGGUCACACAGGGGAGAAACCCUUCAGCUGCCCCCUUUGUGAGAAUAGGUUCUCAGAGAGGACCUACCUCAGGAUACACCAGCAGAAAAAACAUUCCACUCAAUAGAAAAUAACCAUUCCACUUGAUAGCUUCUGACUUGAGAUCAAACCCUUCACUAAAGACAAGGAUUCAUUUUUAUUUUUGUCAGCAGAAAAGACCCACCGAUGCAUUUGGAAUAACGAGAUUAACAGAUUUCAGUGUUGAAUUUUCCUAGGUAGAAUAUUGCAUCCAGACAUUGUGUGAUCUGUAAAGGCAUAUACAGUUGAAGUCGGAAUUUUACAUAGACUUAGGUUGGAGUCAUUAAAACUCGUUUUUCAACCACUCCACACAUUUCUUGUUAACAAACUAUA
This is a messenger RNA of Oncorhynchus tshawytscha (Chinook salmon), 2539 nucleotides long. Its product is annotated as zinc finger protein 148-like. The transcript has 6 exons. The record is from RefSeq and is a predicted model, not a curated record. Gene Ontology annotation, cellular component: nucleus. The coding region runs from base 624 to 2255 and encodes 543 amino acids. NCBI's taxonomy places the organism in Eukaryota, Metazoa, Chordata, Actinopteri, Salmoniformes, Salmonidae.